Molecule: messenger RNA, 4159 nt
Organism: Clupea harengus (Atlantic herring)
Lineage: Eukaryota; Metazoa; Chordata; Actinopteri; Clupeiformes; Clupeidae
Gene: micall2a
Product: mical-like 2a
Molecular function (GO): protein binding
Source: RefSeq, a predicted model, not a curated record
AAUUGUGUGCGUCUGUUAAUGACAUACGGUUGUGCUUUUUUUUUGCAAGCUUCCCGGACUUCCCGCGUUGGCUGUAGUGUGACUGGCUGCCCGAACUAGGGCGAAACAGAGUUGCAGCACAUAGGCUGCAUCCGCCUUUGUUUGGGGUCCCUCAACUUCGUAAACUUGUUCGCUCGUGGCUUUCACCGCACCUUGGAGGGAGGAUGGCUGCCAUCAAGGCGCUGCAACAGUGGUGCAAGAACCAGUCUGAUGGCUACAGAGAUGUGGCAGUUAAGAACAUGACAACAUCUUUCAGAGAUGGGUUAGCGUUCUGUGCGUUGAUCCAUAAAUACAGACCGGAUCUCAUAAACUAUGACUCCCUCAGAAAAGAGGAUGUGUAUGAGAACAACAAACUGGCCUUUCAUGUCGCGGAGGAGCAUCUGGGGAUUCCCGCCCUGCUGGACGCAGAGGACAUGGUGGCUCUGAGCGUCCCAGACCGGCUCAGCAUUCUCACUUACGUCUCUCAGUACUACAACUACUUCAAUGGCCGCUCUCCUAUUGGAGGGGUGGGAGGUAUUAAGAGGCCGGCUGGAAGCUCGAAGGAGGAGCCGUCUGAGAAGAAGAACCUUCCGGUCGUUGCCAAAACAUUCAGCCCCAAAAGAGCCACAGAGAACUGUCCCCCAGCUCCUCUCAACCAGAAACCGCCACCCUUGCUUAAAUCAGAACCGGCUGGCGAACAGAAGGCAGUAUUAGUGGAGAGCUCCAAUAAAACUGGCACCCUCAAUAGCAAAUGUGCUGUUUGCAAGACCCAUGUGCACUUGGUGCAGCGCCACCUAGUGGAUGGGAAACUAUACCACAGGAGCUGCUUCAAGUGCAGUGAAUGCUCUAAUCCCCUCCUGGCGGGGGCAUAUAGGACAGGACCUGAACCAGGAACCUUUAUCUGCAGCGCACACCAGAAGGGCUUUAAGUCCUCACUUCCCAGGGCUGCACAAAAGAACACCCCUGGCCGUGUCAACCCCCCCACGCCUGCUACUCCUGCAGUAGAUGUGCAGGCGCCUAAGAAAGAUCCCAGGACCCAGCCUGACCCACGGCCCUCCUCGGUGCUAACCAACCCCGUGAAACUCACUCCCAGGCCUGUGGACCCCAGCCCAGCGCCACAGCCAUGGACCUCCUCAGCACAGAGGACCCAAGCAGCCAGACAGCGGUUCUUCCAGUCCUCCACCCCGGCCCCAUCUCCGGCCCCGGCCCCGGCCUCGUCCCUGUCUUCAGCUCAGGCUCCAAGAGAACUGCUUGCCCCUCGGCCAGCACCAGGGCCGUCGAAACCAGAGGAGAAGGAGCACGCCCGGGCACUGAUCACCAGGAAACUGGGAGAGGGGAACUGCAACAAUAACAAUACUGCGUAUCAAUUUGGCAUCAGGGCCGCUAGUAAUUGGUCUGGGAAGGGGCUCUGCUCUGCUGGGGCACCCAGCUGGAGGCUGGAGAAACGCAGCCAAGGCACGGCAGGGGGUGGGGCGCCUCCCGCACACCCCCCCACCCCCGCGCCUGUCAUCAGCAGCAGCAGCACCACCACCUCCAACUCCAACAGCAAGGAAUCCCUCUGGCUUGCGGCCAUCAGAGAGCGAGAGCGUGUGAGAGCUCCCCACCCCACCUCCACCCCCAGACCCAGUCCCAUCGUCACCACCUCCACCACCACCACCACCACCUCCUCCUCUUCCUCCUCCUCCGCGUCUGCUGUGCUCGCCUCCAGUACCAAAGCAAGACGCAUGGCUUGUUCAGAAGACUCUGCUGACUGGCGAUCAAAGCUCCAACCCUCUACAAAUGGACCGAGCCUGAAAACUCCUGAACCUUCUAGAAGCUUGCCACUCACCCCUGUGGAGAACAAGCCUGUUACGACCUACAAGGCCAGUCUAUGCAUCAAUGUGAACUCGACUACCUCUCCGAUGGUCCAACCUCCAACCAGCCCUCCGUCAUCAGGCUACACCAGUUACAAAUCUCCCUCUGUCCAGCAGCCUCGGAGGCAGAGCUCUGGAGGCUCCGAUGGUGAGAGAGCUUUUGCGGCGCCUGUUCACUUACCCUCCAAUCGGAUUCCAGCUGUCUCCAGCAGUUCCUCUGCCAGUGGUGCACCCAGCGUCAAAGAUCCAUCUCCAAAGCCGCAUCAACGUGGAUCUGCUGCCCUCGGCUCACAGAAUGAAAUUUCCCGUGCUAAUGGCUCAUUAAAUGGCUCAUCCUGUCGGACACCGUCUGUGUCAGGCAGUGUCCCACCCCAUAGAGCAUCUUCACCCAAACAGGCUCGUCGGGGUUCAGCUGGGCCCGGAUCUAAGAAGGGGGAUUUCAUAUCCACUGGACCUACACCUCAUUGGAUAACUCCGGUUACUGUCAUUGUUUCUCCAAGUAAAUCAACCAACCACAGCGCUCUAUCUCCAAAGGACUCACCUGUUGAGCAGGGUUCUACAAAUGGACAUUACUCAUCAGUGGAAACGGCUUCUGUCACACAAAUGAGGUCACCAGCAAAAGCACAUCACAUUCCGAUGGAUGAGAUUGUGAAGGAGCUGAGUGAGAUCGAGGAGAACCUGAACGAGUUGGAGAGGGACGGGGUGGACCUGGAGAAAAGGCUCCGGGGCUGUGAGGAAGAAGGAAAAGGAGACAUUCUUAUUGACCCAUUAAUGGUGGACUGGUUCAACCUCAUUCACAAGAAGCAGGGAUACAUGAGAAGGGAGUCUGAGCUGGUCUACAUAGCGAAAACUCAGGACCUGGAGGAGCAGCAGCCUGGAGUGGAAGGAGAGCUGCGGAGACUGCUGGACAAGCCAGAACGCCUGAAGAGCGAGUCGGAGCGCAGGCAGCAGGCAGAGCUGAUGGACCGACUCCUGGAGAUCAUAAACGACCGGAAUGCCAUCGUGGAGGGCCUGGAUCAGGACCGGCUGAGGGAAGAGGAGGAGGACCAGCAGUUGAAUGAAAUGAUGCAAAAACUUGGUGUGAAGAAGGCGAAGAGCAAAAGACAAUCCUCCUUUUCGAAACUGUUUAGGAGGAAGAGCAAGAGGGUGGUGGCUGAGGGUUGAUCAGCAGGAGGCCGACGUUUAAAGGUGUAGUCCACACUUGGCAGACACUUUAUGUCUGAAGGUGGUUGUUUUUUGCUGAGCUGUAUGGCUGUGGUUGCAUGUGAUUUUGAAAUUUCUUUCAAUUAAAUGCUGGUUUGGCGUGUUUUAGUUUAGCAGGAAGCACUUGGGUUUUUGAAUGCAUCACAGUAGUCUUGGGUUUUGUUUUUAUUUUUGUUUAUGAUGUGUUCUUUCUCUUACGUUUAGUCUUUCAUCUGCAGUAGUAAACUGUUCACGUUUUGACCUUUUUUUUUUCUCUUUUCACUUUUUUCACUUUUUCCAUUCACCUUAAAAGGAAACGAAGGCAAUUCACCCCUUUUUUUUCAAGCACUAAGUUGAUAACUUUCCAGCACUAAUUUGGGUUUAUGAAGGUAUGAAAGGUUCAUGUGAAAAUAACUAUGUAAUAAUAAUAGCAUAAUAAUGCCAGUACCAUCUCUUAAUUUCAAAACAAAGCUAAUCAAACACAGUUAAUUAUGCAAUGUAUAUAGAGAUGUGAUAUGUUUUUUUUAGAGGCAUCACAAAAGAUUCUGAAAAUUGAAAUUGGGGUAACCACUAUCAUUGAACAAUUACACUUGGAAAGUGCUACAUCACUACUCACGGUUGUAAAGAGGAGGGUGUAAUUCCACUUCAGGGCUGAGGGGGGCAGUAUAGCUUCAGGUGCAGUCUCUACAGCAAAUCCCAUUUUCUUCUCCACAAAUGAUUUAUGCUUUAGCUAAUUUCAUAUAUGCCUUGGAAUGUUAAAUUCAUCCACAGAUUAUGUAGUGGAGAGGCUUAUGCAGUACAGUUUAUAAGGGGGUUUAAAUAUUUAAACCAGGUUUAAUGAAACUUAAAUGCACUGUAAUGCAUUUUUUUAAUGCUUGUGAUGUUGAAAAUAUUUUCAUUCCCGUUUUAACAAAUGCAGCUUUUUAAUGAUUCUUAAGGAUUAUUAUUAAAUAAAUGAAAUGUUCUAAAUUAAAUCUUUUGAUAUUUUAAGGGUUAAGGAUGUCAUGCAAUAUUGUGGAAAUGAAUGAAGUGAUUGUCUACAACAACAAUUAUUUAUAUAUGAAUUUUAAUUGUGUUUUUAAUAAUAAAUAUUAACUGACAUUUUA